AGUACUGCAAUUCGCUGCGAGAUCCAGGGCACCAAGUGACCAAGAGCACACAAUGGAAGAUAAGGCAUUAAGGUGUCUCCAAAACAAGAGCCCAAUAUUCACAUUAGGAAGUGUGGGGCCAUAUGACAUUCAAGUGAACAGUUUGAACACUUUAAUGAGGGAUGAGCAAGUUUCUGACGAGGUCAUGAAUUCCAUAUGUGAUAUCCUUAGCAAGGAUCGCCCAGGUGUUGUACAUAUCAAUUGUCAGGCCCUCACGAAAAUACUGGAUGGAUCUAAAAGGGCAAAGAGCCACUAUUUUCUCAAGAACAACAUUUUGGAAAGGGCAACAGAGGUGUUUGGAGUGUAUCUCGAGAAUGGCAAUCAUUGGAGCUUUUUUCAUUGCAAUGUUGACAGAAGGUGCAUCACCUACUUUAACUCACUUGGAGAGACAGAGUGGCAAUGCCAAGCAAUUGCUCAGCACUGGUCUGCAUUUGCAGCCUCAAGGGGAGUAAAAGGAGAGUGGGACCUCAAAACCACAAAACAUAAUUUGCAAACCGAUUCAGUGUCAUGUGGUAUCCACACACUUGCAUUUGCCACUGAAUUUCUGAAGGCUGGUGGCUUUAUAACCUCCUUCCAGUGCCCUGUAAUACAACAGGAAAGAAUGCGCCUGUCCUCACUUUUGUUUGAAUCUUUAGAUCGAACCAAAAAAUGUGGAAUUUGUGCCAAAAAUAUUUCAGGAAGAAAGAAAAUGGCAUGUACCUGUGGGGCAGUGCUGCAUGUACUGUGUGCAGCCACACCCAUGUGCUACAUAUGUCAAGAAGACAGCAACCCAUUGGCCCAAAUCUCUUUGCCUGCAUCAGAUACUGCAGCACACUCAGCUGACCCAGACGUGUUAGUUGAGACCUCUGGAUCUGAUGAAGGCUCUGCACUACAACAGGGUUGGCAAAAAAGAUGUUCCACCCAAUGUGCUGCAGCAGCCUAAAAAGGCAAAGACAAAGGUGACGAUAUUCAGCACUUUAACAGAGGGAGAGGCGGAAGACCUUGCCAAGGGGUUUGGAAUGGCACUGACCAAACAUGUGCCAAAAGACCAAAUACUUUCUGGGAUACCUGAAGAGGACAUCCCAGCAACACUGAGGACCAUUGAACAAAUGAAGCUUAAUGUGCAAAACCUUGGCCCUGAAUCAGAGCUGGAUUUGGCCACUCACCGCUUUGGACCUACAGCAGCUGAUUUUUUCUUUUCCUUUUUAGAGGACUGUAUGAAAAA
Molecule: messenger RNA, 1243 nt
Organism: Carassius gibelio (silver crucian carp)
Lineage: Eukaryota; Metazoa; Chordata; Actinopteri; Cypriniformes; Cyprinidae
Product: sentrin-specific protease 3-like
Exons: 15
Coding region: 53-961 (302 amino acids)
Source: RefSeq, a predicted model, not a curated record